GAAUUUAUCUGAAGCAGACGGAGAACAAAGAAAAGCACAGAUACUAGUAUUCUGUCUAAAUUGCUACCCUGAAAAGAUAUUCAGCUGAAAGAUCAUUCAUAUUUGAUAUUUUAUAGAUGUAUGUUAUUUCGGUCCAGGAGAUGCUGAGGUUAGUGAAUCUUUUUUUAAUAAUCACUAAAAUUGGAAUUAUUUUUUGCUUAAAAACCCGUUAUUCUAUUCCGGAGGAAUUGCAAGAAGGAACAGUAAUUGGAAACAUAGCGUCUGAUAUCGGUCUAGAUACCAGCAAUCUCUCUAAACGAGGGCUACGGAUUGCUUUGGGUAGUGGGAAGCAUUAUUUGGAUGUCAACAAAAUAAACGGACAUUUAUUUAUAAAGAAAAAAAUCGACAGAGAAAACAUUUGUGAAUUUAAAGAUGAAUGCGUACUUAAUCUUGAGGCCUUACUUGAAAAUCCACUGCAGAUGUUUAGCGUUGAGGUUGAAAUCUUGGAUGUGAAUGACAAUGCUCCGAGAUUUCCUUUCACCGUAAGUCAAAUCAACAUUUCAGAGUCGAAACAAAAAGACGAAAGGUUCUUGUUGGUGAAGGCAGUGGACAUCGAUGUUGGAAAUAACACAGUGUGUAAUUAUAAACUGAGCGAAAAUGUACAUUUUGAGAUCGCUGUACAGACUUGGAAAGAUGGGUCAGUGUAUGCUGAUUUAGUAAUUAAGGAGGCACUGGACAGAGAAGAGCAAGCGGUGUACAAUUUAAUACUGACUGCACUGGAUUGUGGAAAACCUGCACUGUCUGGCUCAAUUAAUAUUACGGUUAACAUAAUUGAUGAAAAUGACAAUGCUCCAAAAUUUGAAAGAGAGAUGUACCAAGUAGAGGUUUCAGAAACUACCUUAAUAGGAACCACUUUUAUCACACUAAAUGCGACAGAUGCUGACGAAGGCUCCAACGGCGAGCUAUUAUACUCAUUUAUUCCUCACACCUCUGAGAAGGCCCAAAUGAAAUUCAGUUUGAAUUCCAGGACAGGUGAACUUAGCGUUAAAGAACUAUUGGAUUUCGAACAAUCACCUCUAUAUGAGUUAUUUGUGCAAGCAAAAGAUAAAGGAUUUAAUCCUAUGACAGGUCACUGCAAAGUAAUGAUAAAAAUAACUGACAGCAAUGACAACAAACCAGAAAUUAUUGUUGCGUCAUCACAGAGUUCAGUAUCAGAAGAUGUACCAAUAGGCACAGUAAUCGCACUGUUCAGUGUCACAGAUCUGGACUCUGGAAACAACGGCAGGGUAAACUGUCAUAUAUCAGACAAUGAUGAGUUUGAACUUAAGCAAAGUAUGGAUAAUGUUUAUGCUCUGGUAACUGCAGAGCUUUUGGAUAGAGAAAGAAAAUCUAUCUUUAAUAUUACUAUCAUCGUCAAGGAUAAAGGCACUCCUCCCCUCACAAACAAUAAAACAAUUUCUUUAAAUAUUUUGGAUGUAAAUGACAACGCGCCAACGUUUUCUCGUGUCUUAUAUGAAAUUCCAGUUCCAGAAAACAACAUCCCUGGCACACUGCUGUGUUCCAUUACGGCAAUGGAUCCUGAUGCAAAUCUGAACGGCGCUAUGAAAUACUCCAUUAAAGAAACAAAUUACUCCAAUAACACUUUCACAAAAUAUUUUUCCAUCAAUCGGGACAAUGGAAACAUUUACUCACUGCAGUCUUUCGACUAUGAGAAACAGACAUUUUAUACGUUUGAUGUGGUAGCUAAAGACUCUGGCACUCCUCAGCUAAGCAGUAGUGUGACUGUGAAGAUAAAUGUUCUUGAUGAAAACGAUAACACACCGGUUAUUGUGUCACCCUGGCGCCCUCAUGGAUCCAUAGUAAGCGAUGCAAUUCCAAGUUCGGCUGAAGAAGGAUAUUUAGUGACCAAAGUUAUAGCAAUUGAUGACGACUCGGUUCAAAAUUCACGAAUUACUUACCAUUUACUUCAAGUUACUGACCAGACAUUGUUUACAUUAAACCAGUACAAUGGAGAGCUUCGAACAAGAAGACGUCUUGGUGUUAGGGACUCUUCGAAACAAAGACUUGUGAUUCAAGCCCGGGACAAUGGCAAUCCUUCACUGUCCUCGACAGUUACAAUCCUCAUAUCAAGAUCUAACCCAGAAGUUGAAGGUCUUCUGACACUAAACGAUGAGGUGGAGACGAAGUAUUUAUCUUCUUUAAACAUUUAUUUGAUGAUCGGUCUCGCAAUUGCUUCAUUUCUUUUCCUUUUAACUAUAGUGAUCUGUACCGCACUUAAAUGUAAUCGUAAUCCACCUGAGGACAGCACAAAAUCGAGCCAUCGGAUUAGCUGCUAUAGCCAAAGGGAUUCAAUGAUUUCUGACCUGCCGGCACACUCGACUUUAUAUUCAAGCGACGCUUACUGGCACAGCGUGCUUUUAGCGGAGUCACGAAAAGGAAAAAUGCUGGUGAGGCAGUCAAUGCCCAAUGGAACUGGCUUCAUCGUGUCAAGUUUGGAGAGGAAUCCGGAGCAGGGAACGAUAAGCGAAUUAGCCGACACUCCAAUUCAGGUAAGGGUGUAACAGAAUAUUU
Messenger RNA from Polypterus senegalus (gray bichir), 2550 nucleotides. RefSeq names its product protocadherin-10-like. NCBI's taxonomy places the organism in Eukaryota, Metazoa, Chordata, Cladistia, Polypteriformes, Polypteridae. Gene Ontology annotation, molecular function: calcium ion binding. The transcript has a single exon. Gene Ontology annotation, cellular component: plasma membrane. The coding region runs from base 117 to 2540 and encodes 807 amino acids. The record is from RefSeq and is a predicted model, not a curated record. Gene Ontology annotation, biological process: homophilic cell-cell adhesion.